AUGUCGCAAAAGACCCCCGUCUUUCUGUUGAAGACAAAAUCCACUCCUGGGGACUCGUAUCAGGAGCAAUUCUCUUCCGAGACGGAUGGCUUUAAUUUCGAGCCUUUCUUUGUUCCCGUUCUGGAACAUCGAUUCAAGGAUGAGGGCUUAGCUACGGUGCGCAAUCUUCUCAAGACGAAAGCUAUAGGAACUGGCUUCGACUGUGCUUACGGAGGUCUUGUCUUCACCUCCCAACGUGCCGUUGAAGCCUUCACCCACCUCGUCCAAGAAGUAACAGGCGAUGACAGGUGGCCCCAUCUCCAAGAUAUCCCUGUUUACAGCGUCGGCCCUGCGACAACCCGCGCGUUGAAGGCAGUUCCCCAACAACCGCCGCUCCAAGUCUUUGGUGAGCAUACUGGCAACGGUGAAACAUUGGCACCCUACAUUAUCGAACACUAUGGCGAAUGGUAUAAGGACCGGUCCAUCAAGCCGCCGCUGUUGUUUCUGGUUGGCGAGCAAAGGCGGGAUAUAAUUCCCAAGAAGUUGAUGGACCCUGCUUUACCAUCAGACAAGUUCAUUCGCAUCAAAGAGGUUGUCGUCUAUGGUACCGGUGUUAUGAAAUCCUUCCAACAAGAUUUCACAAAGCUUCUCCAAGAGACCCAAGACCGGCCGGCGAGAUGGGUCGUGGUGUUCUCCCCAAGUGGCUGCGACGGCAUGCUUAGUGCCCUGGGAUGGCUGAACGAGAGUAGCGGCAGGGUGGGAGACGACUUUCACCAGGAGGAUAGGAAAACGUACAUUGCUACCAUCGGACCGACAACUCGCCUUCAUCUUGUCAAGAACUUUGGCUAUGAGCCUGAUGUCUGCGCGGAGCAACCCAGCCCGGAAGGGGUUUGGCAGGGUAUCAGUAGGUUUUGGAACGAAGCAAAGAAAUAA
Messenger RNA from Neurospora tetrasperma FGSC 2508, 912 nucleotides. RefSeq lists its product as uncharacterized. Gene Ontology annotation, molecular function: uroporphyrinogen-III synthase activity. NCBI's taxonomy places the organism in Eukaryota, Fungi, Ascomycota, Sordariomycetes, Sordariales, Sordariaceae. The coding region runs from base 1 to 912 and encodes 303 amino acids. The record is from RefSeq and is a predicted model, not a curated record. The transcript is spliced from 2 exons. Gene Ontology annotation, biological process: uroporphyrinogen III biosynthetic process.